AUGUUACCGAGUAGUCUUAAAAUGGUACAGUUUCAUACGAUACUUGUAGUUCUAAGUAUAAUUAUAGUUAUUUCCAUAGCUGCACCGAUAUUCGAAAAUGAGGACUCCGAAAACGAGGGUGAAUAUGGAGAGUAUUUCGAGGGUGAUAUGUUGCUGUCAAAGGCCCAACGAGAAGCCAUAUUGCAAGCAACAGACGGUAACGGUCGCAAUGGUCUACGGAAUGUAGCUAAACGCUGGCCGAACCGUACCGUCGUGUACCACAUCAACGAGGAAGACUUUGAUGAAGAACAUGUGCAAAAAAUUGAAGAUGCUCUAGCUGACAUAGCGAAUCAUUCGUGUAUCUCAUUCCGACCUAGAGAAAAGGAGGACGAACAUGCAGUGAUUAUACAAGGUACAAAAGGUGGAUGUUUUUCAAGCGUGGGCUUUAGCACCCCUAACGACGAAGGCGAAAUUCGUCAAGUACUGAACCUAGCCAAGGGUUGCUUCAAACACGGUACUGUGGUACACGAGAUGCUGCAUACUAUUGGAUUCUAUCACAUGCAAAGUACUUAUGAUAGAGACGAUUUUGUGACUAUUCUAUGGGAAAAUAUAAAACCUGGUCACGAACACAAUUUCGCAAAAUACAGCAAUGACACUGUGACUGACUUUGGAGUCCCUUAUGAUUACAACAGUGUAAUGCACUACACGGAGAAAGCAUUCUCUGUGAAUGGCAACAACACCAUUGUCCCAUUAAAGGAAAAUGUUACUAUUGGCCAGAGGAUGGGAUUAUCAGAAAGCGAUAUAUUGAAACUAAACAAAAUGUAUUGUGAAGAAAACGACGAAAAUGAAGUUAUGUUGAUUGAGAAUAUCGACGAGAUAGCGUUUUCAUGUGAAUGA
Molecule: messenger RNA, 876 nt
Organism: Spodoptera littoralis (African cotton leafworm)
Lineage: Eukaryota; Metazoa; Arthropoda; Insecta; Lepidoptera; Noctuidae
Source: the annotation of a GenBank genome assembly